UCACGCACUCUAUUGCGUGUUGAAACUCAAAAUAGAAUUUGAGAUUGAAAAGUGAGCAUCGUUUUUCCCACGUGUACGCGUUUACUAUGUUGUUACUAUCAAGUUUAUCCGUAAAUAAACAAGUGCGAUAGUGUUAUCUCUCCGGUAUCUGACGCAGCAGUUCCGUGGGUGGGGGCAUGUCCCGUUGCGGCCGCGGGCGGCGUCCACACAGCUGAUUUCACAUGUGCCUUAGCGUCGAACCGCGCGCUCGUUUCGCGCUCCAACCUUGUAAAAAUGCCGGCAAAAUAAACUAGCAAUAUUAACUGGACGUUUCGAAGGUGCGCGUGUGAUUUUUCCAACUGAAAUAUCGAAACUGACUUGUAGACGAGACUUUGGAUACUACUUCACCCGACAUCCUUUUUUAGCGGAUGCGUGGUUAGAAGUAGCCGCGAGCCAUGCGGAGCGACAUGGCCUACCGCGGCCUCUCCCAACAUGUGGAGCUGGACCGAGUCGCCGACCCUCGCGAGAGGUUCUCAUUGCAGGAGCUCAUAGGAGAAGGCACCUAUGGGGAAGUCUACUGCGCGAGGGACAAGAAAACUGGGAAGAGAGUUGCCGUUAAAAUUUUGGAGAAUAUAGCUGAAAAUAUAGAAGAAAUUGAAGAAGAAUUUCUAGUAUUUAGAGAUUUAUCAAGUCAUCCUAAUAUACCUGAAUUCUUUGGGUUAUUUUUGAAACGCGGAAUUAACUCAGAUGAUGACCAAAUAUGGUUCGUUAUGGAGCUCUGCACCGGAGGUUCUGUCACCGACCUGUGCGCUGGAAUGCGGGCGCGAGGAAGCAGUCUCACUGAACCGCAACUGGCGUACGUACUCCGAGGAACUGUACGAGCUCUUACUCAUCUUCACGCUCACAGGUGCAUGCAUCGUGACGUCAAAGGUCAUAAUAUAUUGCUGACCGAAGAUGCCGAAGUGAAACUGGUCGAUUUCGGAGUGUCUUCCCAUUUGGCGGCGACAGCAGCACGACGAAAUACAUCUGUCGGAACGCCAUAUUGGAUGGCACCUGAGGUGAUAGCAUGCGAGCAGCAAUUGGAUGAGUCUUACGAUUGUCGUUGUGACGUUUGGUCUGUUGGUAUCACUGCUAUCGAGCUCGCUGAAGGAGAGCCUCCUCUCUCUGGGUUGCAUCCGAUGAGAGCACUUUUCCAAAUUCCUCGCAACCCGCCUCCAACACUGUCGCAUCCUGAAGCAUUCUCACCUCAUCUUGUAGAUUUUAUUACUGAUUGUUUAAUCAAAGACAUGAACCAAAGACCAUUUGCCAGAGAAUUAUUGGAACAUCCUUUACUUUUGGCUGUUAGCAGUUUUGAAGAUAAGAUUCGUAAAGAGCUACAAGCCGAAAUAAAAAGGCAAAGAGCUGAAGGUCGCAGUAGCAGAGCUCCAGAGGCCACCACCAAACGAGGCAAGCUUAAGUCACACAGGAAGGCCAAGCCUGAGAAAAUGUACACGGAUGAUUUAGCAGCAUUGGAGGUUUUAACGGAGGAUGCUAUUGUUGAACAACUACAGAAGAGAUAUACUCAGAAUCACAUAUAUACAUACAUAGGAGAUAUAUUGGUUGCUGUUAAUCCAUUCACCGAUAUAGGAAUAUAUACUUCUAAGAGUCAGCAGAUUUACCAAGGGCGGUGCAGAUCAGACAACCCGCCUCACAUCUAUGCGGUUGCCGACGCGGCUCAUCAGGCGCUCUUGCAUCAGAAACAACACCAAGCCAUCGUGAUCUCAGGGGAAAGCGGGGCCGGGAAGACUGAAUCUGCCAAUUUGUUAUUGAAGCAACUUGUGUUUUUAUCAAAGACACAAAAUCGCAACUUGGAGGAAAAGAUACUCCAAGUAAACCCAAUAAUGGAGGCCUUCGGGAACGCCCGCACGGGAAUUAACGCAAACAGCUCCCGCUUCGGAAAAUAUUUGGAUCUGUCAAUGAUGAGAGUCGGGAGGAUAUCCGGUGCUAGGAUUUCUGUUUAUCUUCUCGAGCAGUCGAGGGUGGUUCAUCAGGCUCUGGGAGAAAGUAAUUUCCACGUUUUCUACUACCUUUACGAUGGCCUGGAAAGCGAAGGUCGCUGGAGAAAGUUCUACCUUGACGAGCAACUAAAGUCUAGACACAGAUAUCUACAACCUCUUUCGGUGGUGCACCGGGAGCAUAAUGUGCAUCGAUGGAGGCAACUCAAUCAAGCAUUCAAGGUUGUGGGGUUUCAAGAGGAAGAAGUACAGAUUAUCUACAAAAUGCUAGCCGCCAUCUUGCAUCUUGGUGACAUAGAGUUUGGAGAGAUGGCUGGUGAAGACAACGCUGACAACAGAGCAACUAUCAUUGAUACCGCUCCUUUGCAUAGAGCAUCAUGUCUUCUAGGUGUUGAAACUAUUGAUCUCCGUGAAUGUCUAACCAGCAGCAGCGUAGUAGCUCGAGGGGAAACUAUCGCAAGACACAGUUCCCCGACUGAAGCCGCCGUUGCCAGAGACGCCACAGCGAGAGGUCUUUAUGCCAGAGCAUUUGAUAGAAUCGUUGAGAGGAUAAAUGCCUUACUCUGCCAGAAUAGACCAGCAAAUGAGCAACUCUCGAUCGGUAUCUUGGAUAUCUUCGGAUUCGAAAAUUUUUCCAAAAACUCCUUUGAACAACUUUGCAUUAACAUAGCUAACGAACAAAUUCAAUAUUAUUUCAACCAACACAUCUUCACAUGGGAACAACAGGAGUACAUGGCAGAAGGCGUCCCUGUGGACCUUGUGGAGUUUUCCGAUAACAGACCAGUGUUGGACAUGCUUUUGUCUAGACCUAUGGGCCUGUUGGCUUUGCUUGAUGAAGAGAGUCGAUUUCCACGUUCCACGGAUAGAAGUCUUAUCGAAAAAUUCCACAACAACGUUAAGAGCAAAUAUUACGUUCGUCCGAAAUCAGAUGCUAUCUGCUUUGCGAUCCACCACUUCGCUGGUCGAGUGGUGUACCAAGCUGAUGGUUUCUUAGAGAAAAAUCGCAAUUUCUUACCACCAGAAGUCGUUCAACUAAUGAGGCAGAGUCAGUAUGACAUUAUUAGAUUCCUGUUUCAAUGUCCGAUCACUAAAACUGGCAACUUGUAUUCGCCACUGCAAGGUGAUGUGGAUUCAAGAAGUUUGGAGAGUCCUAAUGGAGAUACAAGAGAUCGGUUCAACAGCCGCGGGCUGGCCUCUCAGUCACGAGCUCAGCAAACCGUCGCCACCUACUUUCGAUAUUCUCUCAUGGAGUUACUGCAAAAGAUGGUGAGCGGCACUCCGCAGUUCGUGCGGUGCUUGAAGCCGAAUGACUCGAGGUCGCCGAAGCAUUUUGAUUCGGCGAAGAUUCUAAAGCAGUUGAGAUACACUGGAGUGUUGGAGACUAUAAGAAUCAGGCAGAAUGGGUUCUCGCACCGGCUGACGUUUGAAGAGUUUUUAAAAAGAUAUGGCUUUUUGGCAUUCAGUUACGAUGAAGAAAUGAAACCUAGUCGCGACACUUGUAGAAUUCUACUAAUGAGGCUUAAAAUGGACGGGUGGGCACUAGGAAAAUCCAAAGUAUUCUUAAAAUAUUAUCACGUUGAAGUUCUCGCCAGGAUAUAUGAAGAACAGAUAAGAAAAAUAAUACUAGUUCAGGCUUGCAUCCGCGGCUGGUUAGCGCGGCGUCACUAUCAAAGACUGAAGGCUCAAAUGGCUAUCUCAGUACUGACACUACAACGACACGUUCGGGGAUGGCUCACCAGAAAGAAACUCCAGGAGCGACAGAGACAGCUGGCACGGGAGUUCCAAAGAGAGCAAGAGAGUCAUAGAAGGCAACAGAAAGCUGGAAAUAAGAAUAAAGCACUGAUAAAAGCAAAGGUCCUGCAGCGGAUGACGUCAGACGACAGCGACGGCAACGAGACGAGCUCCGGGAACAAGGAGAAUGUGGACACCAACCGGGCUGCCGUGGUCAUACAGAGCCAUUUCCGCGGCUACACUGCCCGUCGCAAAUGGGCGAAGGGCCGCGCGCCGCCGCCGCCGGGCCACCCCGCGCCCACGCCGCAGCUCAUGCAGCAGUACUCGGUGCAAGAACGAGCUGCCCAGCUCCAUGCCUUUGCUGAUCAGGUGCAUAACAAGAACCAGGAGGUCCACAAGAAUCUGCGCCGAAACAAACCGGGCGUCCGGCUGCAGGCCGUGCAGCGGCCGCCGGACGAGUACCGCGCGCCGCCCGGAUUCACCUUGGUGCCGGCCAUAGUGCGCGGACAACCGAGCCAGCUCGAAAAAGAUGCUAGUCGACUAUCUAGACGUCAACAACCCAGCAACGAUGAGUGUUCGCACCGGCACCUCCAGAACCAAAACUGGCAGAACCGGCCGUGCAGCCGCCAGUGCAGCGGCCUCGUCAGCAACAAAAUCAAUGAGCUAGUGAAGAAUUCUCAAAAGGCUGGCCACUCUCCGCGGCCCGUCUACAACCCGUCGCACGAUCCCGAAUCGGAUCUUCGCAAAAUUCUGCGAAACUCGCCCGAAAUUCUCGCUACACCUGUAUUCAGUUCAGACGACGACUACACCGAGGGGCCUUUCCGCUUCAAACAACUACUACGACCAACUUUGGGUCCUACGGAGAGCCUGAGAAAGCGAAAAGUUCGCAAUUCCCCGGGACAAAGUCCGUGGUUGUCUGACAGCUCCCAGGACAGCACUAGUUCGAGACAGCCCGUACACAAUAAACGUCGCCCACAAAUUAGUAUGGGAGUUUAUUAUAAUUAACCUAGGCAAAUACAAAACUAAAUUGAUAUUUGUUUUAAAACCUCUUGCAUAAUCAGAUAGGUCUCUAGCAAAAAGUUUCGUUAUUUACGUAAGUAACUGUCAUCAUUUGAUUACCAUUGUAUAACGAAUGUAGGGAUGAUAAACAUAAAAAAAUUAUACUUACAUAUGUAUCUAGAUUUUAAGAGUGCCUAAUUUAAAUGAAUUAUUCUGACUGUAUGUCGAUUACUGUAUUCACGUCACGUUGAUUAAGUUUAAUUAAUAAUAAAAUACAUAAUGAAUGAAAAUAACCACCAAUAUUGUGUAGACUUUAUCGUUUUAAUGCAUCUUUAUCUUUAAGUACUGUACUUAAUAAAAAGUAUUUAUGUAGUGAAUAAUGCAAUUAUGUACCAAAGUCAUACUAUUAAAGUUUUAGUCUUUAGUAAAAUCUAUAUUUUUUUAACAAGCAGUUUUCGAAGGAAUUAUAUAUAUUGUACUAAAAAAGUAGUAAAUACUAAAAAGAUUUGGUUUAUUGAUAUUGCAGUAUUACUGUUAAUUAUUAUAUUAACUAAUGCAAUUGUUUUAUUAGAUCUCGAAACUGUAAUAUUGCUCGCCAUCAAGUAAAAAUAUUUGUAGAGAUUUAGAUCAUUGACAACUUUUGUGAUAAUGUGCCAAUGAUUAUUGUUAAGUUAAUUAGUUGUCAACUUAAAAGUUAUGGGUUAUUAAAAAAAUUUAAAUC
This is a messenger RNA of Amyelois transitella, 5424 nucleotides long. RefSeq names its product myosin-IIIb. The coding region runs from base 435 to 4709 and encodes 1424 amino acids. The record is from RefSeq and is a predicted model, not a curated record. The transcript is spliced from 21 exons. Gene Ontology annotation, biological process: protein phosphorylation. NCBI's taxonomy places the organism in Eukaryota, Metazoa, Arthropoda, Insecta, Lepidoptera, Pyralidae. Gene Ontology annotation, cellular component: myosin complex. Gene Ontology annotation, molecular function: cytoskeletal motor activity; protein kinase activity; protein binding.